Xyrauchen texanus (razorback sucker) is the source of this 2414-nucleotide messenger RNA. RefSeq names its product polyamine-modulated factor 1-binding protein 1. The coding region runs from base 1 to 2115 and encodes 704 amino acids. NCBI's taxonomy places the organism in Eukaryota, Metazoa, Chordata, Actinopteri, Cypriniformes, Catostomidae. The record is from RefSeq and is a predicted model, not a curated record. The transcript has 16 exons. Gene Ontology annotation, biological process: spermatogenesis.
AUGGAUACGGCUCAAUGGACAGAGCAGCAUGAGCACAAAGCUCUUAAAGCUCAUGCUCUUAAACUCACAGAUUUGCGAGUAUCAGUUGAAGAGCAGGAAGAGACUGUGGUGAAGAUUCAAGCAGAUUUUUCCAUCUAUCGGGCCACUCAUGUUCACUCCGAUGCAGACUAUGAAUCUGGGUUUUCACGAAUUCAGGAGCUGGAACACGCACUGUUCCAGUCACUGGAGCGCUACGGUCAGAGUGCCAAGGAGCUGCAGGCAUGCCAGCUAGAGUUAGAGCGGCACAGAUACGACAGUACAGCAGAGGUUCAGCAACUGCAGGAACAGGUAAGGCAGCUCCAGGCGGAUGCAGCGUGUGAGGGCCAGAGACGAGAAGUUGUGGAGUCUCUGAGGCAUAGGGUAGCCAAUCUAGAAGAAGAACUGCAGGCAGCUCAAAGGCAGUGUGCACAGAAAAAACAGGCUAUCGAGAAGAGAGACGCCCUGCUGAGACAGUCCGAGGCGGAUCUUCUGCAAGCACGAGAAAAGAUCCGAAGCAGGGUGGCGGAGGCAGAGAGACAGGCCCUCUCUGCUAAAGGCCUGGAAACUGAUUUGCAGAAAGCAAAGAAAGAGAGAAGGCAGAGAGAAAAAGAGUGUGCGUCUCUCAAAGCACAGCUGUUGCAGCUCAGAGAAGAACUGAAAGAGGCUCAAACCAACUGCAGGGACACGGGCCAAGAGCUGGCCCGGCAGCAGGAGAAGGCGCAGUUGUUGGAGGGAGGUCAGCGUCUUGCUCAGGAGCAGCUCUCUGAGCGUGUGGCAGAGGUGGUGCGGUCAGAGAAAGCUCAGAGGAGACUUCAGGCAGAGCUCAAGAGACUAACAGACAAACUGGAGAACACCGAACGGGAGCUCCAGGACUCACGAAGGCCUGUGGAGCGUGUGAAGGCAGAGGCCAUCAGCAACAGACAGGAACUGCUCAACGCUCAGCAGGAGAAACAGCAGAUCCAGGAUGAGCUGACCAGCAGCAGAGAGACUCUCUCAGAACUGCAGACUAAGUGGAAAGAUGCCAGUCAGGCAGGCACUGCAGGCAGAGCUGGCACAGGAACAGGCCAGGCAACGAAAGCACUGAAUGAACAGGAGAGACUUAUGAGCACACUUCAGGAACACAUUUAUGAGCUGCAGUACGCUACCAACAGGCUGCGGGAGGAAGACGCAGAGAGCCAGACCCAGCUGCAACUGUGCAGGAAAGACCUAGAGACCAGAGAUGCACAAGUCCAAAAACACAACCAAGAGGUGAGCACUCUGCAGGCCACAGUGUCUAGACUGAGGCUGGAUCUGGAGGAGGAGAGGGAGAGGGGGCGACAGUCUGUACGAGAGGCAGGCAAGGCAGAGCAGAGAGUGAGAGAGCUGAGACUGGAGCUCAGCACAACACAGGCCUCUCAUAAAGAGUGUAUGGAGCUGCUGACCGAGCACAGUCGAGAGGUGGCAGCCCAGAGGAGUGAGCAGGCCCGUCUGCAGCAGUGCCUGAUCCAACUGGCAGAGGAGAGAGCUUCUCAAGAGGAGAGAGCCAAACAGAUGAAUGUAGAUCUACAGAGAGUGCAUUGUGAGAGCAGGUGCUCUCAAGAAGAGGCUCGGGCAUCUGAGGUGUUGCUGACGGAGCUGCAUACACAGCUAGCACGCUCACAGCAUUGGGCACAGCAGCAGAUGGCAGCUCUGCAGUCCAGAGAAGAGGAGGUACUCUUGCUGAAGAUUGAGUUGGCUUCUCUUAGAGAAAACUACCAGGCUAAAGUAACUCAGGUUGAGACUCUGUACUCACAGAUGAACGCUGUAGACCAGAAAUACAGUGCAGCUGUGUGUGAAGUGGAUGUUUUGAGGCAGUGCUUAGGUGACGCACGGAGUGACAGCUCUCGCCUGCACAGGGAAAGUGAGCUAGUCGUGACCAAUGUGAACCAAUGGGUGAAGGAGCAAAAGAACACUAAUGAGAAUCUGGCACUCAAGAUCAAAGACCAGAGCAGGACGAUCAUCCACCUGACAGCUGACAGAGAUCACCUUCAGGAGAAUGUAAAGAGUCUACAGGGGGAAAUCAGGAAGCUGAAAGCUGAGCUGGAAAUGGAGGGAAUGGAAGCAGAAAGACUAAUGUGAACAGUCAAAGAGCCAGAUUAAGAAGAAGAAAGCACUUCCUGACCAACUGCAGCUUAAGUGUGUGCCUGCCUCUGCAAGUGCCUGUUGCAGGAUCUUCCUGUAUUUCAUAGAGUGCCUUGAAACCUUUGGAGAGAAGGUCACUAAAAAGACUCGUCUGUUGCUACAGAACUUUUUUACACACCUUAUGUCCAAAACCAAACAAUAUCUUGGAUCUUUUCUCAAUUUCUCAGUAUGUUUACAGUACAUGCACAAUUACAAUAGAGCUAUUAAAGCUACAGUCUUCAUCUGUCUGUCCAAGU